Molecule: messenger RNA, 2443 nt
Organism: Pyricularia grisea
Lineage: Eukaryota; Fungi; Ascomycota; Sordariomycetes; Magnaporthales; Pyriculariaceae
Exons: 4
Coding region: 47-1153 (368 amino acids)
Molecular function (GO): oxidoreductase activity, acting on the CH-CH group of donors, NAD or NADP as acceptor
Source: RefSeq, a predicted model, not a curated record
GUGCUUCUAGUCAGACAACAGCGGCUCACGAAAGACUUAACCAGAAAUGGCCCCAAUCACAAUCCCCAGUCAAAUGAAGGCGGUCGUCGCACCCAAAUAUUGCAAGCCAAAAGAUUAUACUAUCAGCGAGGUGCCGACACCGGAAAUUACAAAGCCAGAUGAAGUUUUGAUCCGCGUUUACGCCGCGGGGACGACGGUAGGCGAAACAUUAUUGGCCAACGGGAACUUUUCCAUCAUAACGAAUUCUAGCUUCCCAAUGAUAAUGGGCUUGGAAGGCUCCGGCGUCGUCGUUGCAGUCGGCAGAGACGUCAAAAGGUUCAAGGCCGGGGAUGAAGUCAUGGGUGGGAGUUGGACGCGACCAAUGAUUCCCCUGCAGUACGAGAAAUGGAUGGCAGAGUACACAGUGACGGCCGAGAGCCUGCUACUACCAAAGCCUGCCCACCUGUCCUUUGAAGAAUGCGCCGGCAUACUCGGCAGCGCCGUUACAGCCUACCAGUCUUUCCGGCGCGGGUUCGAGCUCAUGGGAGAAAAGUCAUUCGAGGGCAAGACAGUCUUUGUGCCUGCCGCGCUCUCCGCAACGGGAUCAAUUGCGGUGCAGAUGGCAAAGAACGUCUACGGGGCGGCUAGAGUCAUCAGCACUGUGUCGACGCCCAAGGUGUCUCUGGUCGAGAAGCACCUCCCGGGUGUGGUGGAUCAUGUGCUCGAUUACCAAAAGCAGGACAUCGUCAAGGAGGUGGGACGAGGGCAGGUGGACUUUGUAUACAACACGACUUGGCACAACUCGCAGGCAUUUCAGAUGCUAAAGCAGCAGACUGGUGUUAUGGUCUCCAUCGCGGCAGGUCCCACGGUCGAGCAGAUGCGGCUUGUGCUUGGGGAGAAGAUGGUGCCGUUUUGGGUUGUUUGGUUGAUCAACGUGCUUCAGUGGUGGUACGACUGGAAGCUGAGAGGAACCAACAUCAAGAGGGAUUUUGUCUCUGGGCAUCCGGGGGAUCGCCGGGAUCUGGAGGCGUGUGGUGAGAUGAUAGCGGCGGGAAAGAUCAAACCUGUCUCGAAUAUUGUGGGAUUUGAUGAUCUGGACGGUAUCAAGGAUGGGUUCACAAAGUUAUUUAAGGGCAAGGGUGGCUUUGGGUCAUUAGUUGUGAAAAUUAGGUAGGGGGGAGGAAGAGCCAAAACGACAUGGGAUGAUGGGCAUAACUUUUGUCUCGGCGAUCCGUCCCAGGUUGCGCUAAUUUCGUGGUGGGGGGAGCAACGCGCAAGGUUCGCCCGUCAGACCCCACAGGGCUUAAUUGAAUUCUCGCGUCAAGCCACUCGACGCGCUAAAUACUACGCGACUCGGCCGUGUUCCAGCACCACUUUCGUUUCUUUUAUAGGCGGAAGGUAUGUCCUCACUUGACAACCGGUUUUGCUUUCCCCAUUUCCCAAAAACUGUCCACAUACCUCACACCUCAAUUACCAUCCAUCUCGAUCCAAACUUAAGCACGCGACACUCAAACUGCCAGCAGCAUUCAGACAAAUUUUUGAAUAGUUUUGUAUAGCAUUGAAUUUCCAAACUCGAAAAAUAUCAACCUACCUACCUUAUUCUCUUUUCUCUUCACAAUGGCCAUUCUCAAAAGGAAGCGAUCCGAAUCGGAGCUGUCCUUCAGCAGCCAGCUCUCCUCACCUCCUCGACCGGGUGAUGCCUACUUUGCGUUCCCCGUAACUCCAAUUGGACUGUCGUUUUCGACGCGCUCCAGCAACCCGUCACAUCUCAACAGUCGCACUGUAAAGCGUCACCGUGACAACCGGCCAUCUGAGAACGAAGUACAUCAACAUACUUUGGAACUACUCUACUCGGCGAGGGAUGUCCCCAGCGAGCAUCUGCAACACGCGCAACAACGGGCACACAUUCAACCACCAGCAAACUUUGCAUCUACGCAGCAACAAUGCCAACAACAAACACCUGCCACAAGGCAAACAUCUCUUCACAGCUUCUGGAACCUCCCUAGGACGAGCUCAAAGGCAACGGCCAUGAUUUCUUCUUUAUCGCCCAGCACCGACUUGGGCUCAUCUAGCUGCGAAGACUGUGGAAGCAGAUUGAGGAGCGACGACGGCAUGAUGGAUGUUGACGACGAUGGGUGUGGAAGUGCCGAGGGUUGCAGCUGCAACGCGUGCGGCAAGGUUGUGUGCUUCUCUUGUUCCGUCGGCAACCUGGGCGAACACAGACGAUGCUUGAUGUGUGCAGGACGGGGAAAUGGAACGAGUCGUUUGGGUUGGAAUGGUUUAUAAAUCAAGGGGCAAAGGGCUUUUGUUUGGUAUUUUGAAGGCGCAGAGCGAUAGUAUGAAUGGCUUGGGUUUGGGAUAUUCUUGGGAUCGGGUAAGUAGCGUGGCGUUAGGUACUGCUCCGGUUAUAUAGUGUUUGCUGCAGCUGCUUUUGUGGCAGUUAUAAGGGCUCGCUGAAAGUCCA